AUUUGACGUUGAAAGCAAUAACGCGUUUUCUAAAGAUUUCAUCAAUGUAGUGCUUAGGAUUUCAAUAUGUCUAUAAUAUAAGUAGUUUGGUAGGAAAACAAAUCGAUUAAAUCUUAAAUGACUCCCACGAAGACUACAAAAACUGAAGUAGAAAUGGUGAUACGAAAUAGAAAAACUGUUAUGAAAGAGGGGAUUAUGACAAUGUCGGGCAUCGGUGAACCUUCAGUCUUCCACGCUUUAGUUGUCAUCUUUUUGGAGUUCUUCGCAUGGGGCUUGCUAACGAUGCCAAUAAUAUCAGUGCUAAACGCUACUUUCCCGGACCAUACUUUUCUGAUGAACGGGCUCAUAAUGGGAAUCAAGGGCAUUCUAUCGUUCCUGUCGGCACCGCUCAUCGGAGCCCUGUCCGACGUGUGGGGACGCAAGUUCUUCCUGCUGGUUACGGUGUUCUUCACGUGCGUGCCGAUCCCGCUCAUGACCAUAAACACUUGGUGGUUUUUUGCAAUGAUCAGUAUUAGCGGAGUGUUCGCUGUGACUUUUUCUAUUGUGUUCGCGUACGUGGCCGAUGUGACGACAGAAGCGGAGCGCUCGCGAGCCUACGGCCUAGUGUCCGCAACCUUCGCCGCGAGCAUGGUCAUCUCGCCCGCCCUCGGCGCAUAUCUCAUGGAUUUAUACGGCGAAGCGUUAGUCGUAGCCGCCGCCACAGCUGUUGCGGUAUUGGACGUGUUCUUUAUAAUGGUAGCGGUACCGGAGAGCCUGCCAGAAAAAGUGAGACCGAGUGGCUGGGGACCUGCUAUAAGUUGGGAGCAGGCCGACCCAUUUGCCGCUUUAAGGAAGGUUGGUGCUGAACGUACAGUGCUGAUGUUGUGUGUGGCAGUAUUUCUCUCAUACCUACCUGAAGCCGGGCAGUAUUCAUGCAUAUUUGUGUAUUUAAAAUUAGUAAUGGGCUUUGGUGUAGUACAAGUGGCGAUAUUCAUUGCAAUUGUUGGAGUGCUCAGCAUAGCAGUACAAGUAGUGCUUGGAUUUUUGAUGCGGUCACUUGGAGCUAAACAUACUAUAAUGUUGGGACUGUUAUUUGAAAUGCUUCAACUCAUGUGGUAUGGCUUUGGAAGUCGCACAUGGAUGAUGUGGGCAGCAGGAGUGCUUGCAGCUCUUGGAUCUCUGACUUACCCAGCGAUUAGUGCAUAUGUGUCGGUGAACAGCCGGGCCGACCGUCAAGGUGUUGUACAAGGAAUGGUUACCGGAGUGAGAGGACUAUGUAAUGGUCUAGGACCAGCAAUGUUUGGGGUGAUAUUCUAUUUAUUCCAUGUAGAUCUCAAUGAAGAGCAUGCAGUGACUGGCAUAGAUGGAAAACCACAAGAAAAAUAUGUAAGAUUGGUGCCAGGUCCACCCUUUGUAUUGGGAGCCCUUUUGGUGAUUUGUGCGCUGCUUGUGGCAGCCUUUCUACCUGAAGAUGGCACUGUUGGCAGUGGACGACGCGCUCCGGCAGACCUGAAGUUCGAGGUGGAGCGGGGCCGUCGUGUGGCGGGCACCCUGUCCCCGUUGAUGGCCCCGGAGUCAGCGGCUCUCUAGCUAGCGGUGAAGGCCGGUCGAGCGGCCAGUGUGUGACUCUUAGAGCUGUCUGCGCCCAACUGGCGCCAGAGCGAAUGCAUUUAGGAUGGUACCAAAGCAAACUCAGUGAGCGAAGUGAGUCCCAUAUUCUAUGAUUCUUGCACGAAGUACGUUGACUACAUUCCCGCGUAUCACAUGUUUUGUUCCGCUACAAUGAAAACAUUAAUUGUUAACUUUGUACUAUUUUUUUUAUUAAUUUUCGCUGUUGAGGGCAUGUACAUAAUUGUAAUAAAUACACUAAUUGAAUCACAGUACAAGUCCUCUCUUUCAUAUUUGAGCUUAACAUCACACAAUAUUUUUAUAAAACCCAGCAUAUUUGUAUUACAACCUAUCAUAUUUGGCAUAUUACUCUGAUUGAUCUCUAAAGGUAACUUGUUUACGUUAACAAACGCACUUAGUGCCAUCAUGCUUCAAUUCAU
This is a messenger RNA of Papilio machaon (common yellow swallowtail), 2027 nucleotides long. RefSeq names its product hippocampus abundant transcript 1 protein. Gene Ontology annotation, molecular function: transmembrane transporter activity. NCBI's taxonomy places the organism in Eukaryota, Metazoa, Arthropoda, Insecta, Lepidoptera, Papilionidae. Bases 118 to 1569 code for a protein of 483 amino acids. The record is from RefSeq and is a predicted model, not a curated record. Gene Ontology annotation, cellular component: membrane. The transcript has a single exon. Gene Ontology annotation, biological process: transmembrane transport.